AUGUGGAUUUAUGACGUCGAUGAAGUUUUUAUUGCUUUUUAUCGGGAAGAAGUCGACUUGGACCCAAUUUACGUCCUUAUCAACUAUAUCCCUCCCUCUGUCUCUGGUGUCAAAAGAGCGCGUGCACUGGUACACUCGCGACGAGUCGGAAUUUUUUUCAAGAAAAACCAGGUCACGCUUACAGUGGACAACUUAUCCCAACUUACUCUCGACGCCAUUCACAAAGCUUUAUCAGGUCCAGAAGACAUUGAAGUGAAAGGCAUGGGCCGCAGUUUCUCCGCCGACGUUUCUAGCAAACCACUUCCUAUACCCAAAGCGAACGAUACCGAUGUGGUACAACGCUCAUUCUCAGAAGCCUAUGCAAGCCCACCCCGAAAUUCUCCUCCAAUAGCACGGUCACCGCCGAAAGCGGGCAGCAGCAUAUUCAGCAAUCUAUUGAGGCGCAAGAAGAAGCCAAACGAGACUGUCAAAGAUUCCCAUGACGCUCCUCCACCGAUCCCCCCAAAGGACGAAGGCAGACAUGCACAUGUCCAUUCCUCACAACCGUCUCGCACUUCCGAUGUCACGAAGGGACUACUUUCGAUUGAACGAGAGCACCCCAACAUUUCGGAAUUCGCUGUGAUAUCUCACGGACAUGACACCGACGAUAUUGUGGUAAUUGAGCCACAAUUUCCCCAGCGGAAGCCGGCACAACUAUAUUCAUUGCCAUUACAUGGGAAAUGGGCAUCGCAUGAUACUUCUGGGUUCUUCGAUCCUGCCGAGCGAGCCCGACGACGGCUGGAAGCUCAAAAACAAAGGGAGAAGGAAGAGUAUGAAGCGUUGCGCGCGGAAGAAGCGAGGCAGGCACUUUUGAAGCGACAGAAGGAGGACUUUCGGCGGCAGGAAGAGGAGGAGGAGUUGGAAAGACGUAAGUCGAUUGAGGCUGAGGUGCGGAGGGGUAAGGCAGAGCGAAGAAGGAAGGAGCGUAUGGAGAAGGAAGAGGAGGACAGGACACGGAGGGAGUUGGAGGAGAAGAAAAGGUUGGAUCGGCAACGACGGUUAGAGGAACAUCAACGGCUGGAGUCGUGGCGGACUGAACAAGCGCGUAAGAAUGAGGAGGAGGCUCGGCGUGCGGAGGCGAUGAAGAAAAUGGAGGAGGAGGAAAGGAAGAAGAAGAUUCUGCUGGCAGAGAAGAAGUUGACGAAGAACGGGAAGGCUGCGGAAAUUUUGACGGGGUGGGUUACCAUUCAACGGGGCGAUGCCCAUGUCUGGAAACGGAUGUUCUACAAGUUCGUUGGGAAUACGGUGUAUUUCUAUCGACAUCCUAAUGAGACCCAUGUUGUGCUGGAGAAGGUGGACUUGCCUGGCAUAGUCCGGGGAUUGAAGGAAUGGAGUGAGGGGUACGAAGCGCUGGAAGCUAUCCCGUUCUCCUUUGUGAUUGAGUUCAAAGAUGGAGGGGUGUGGUCGCUGUACUCGGAUUCAGAGGAGGAAAAGUUCCAGAUGUUGGGACUGUUACAUCAUGCAGCUGGGCUGUAAUAUUUAUGUAUCUAAUAUGUAUCAUCUCUAUACCCAUUUCGCCAAGCUCACAGCUCAACGAAGUCUUGCCAUGUCCUUUGUU
Laccaria bicolor S238N-H82 is the source of this 1597-nucleotide messenger RNA. RefSeq lists its product as uncharacterized. The coding region runs from base 1 to 1515 and encodes 504 amino acids. The transcript has 6 exons. The record is from RefSeq and is a predicted model, not a curated record. NCBI's taxonomy places the organism in Eukaryota, Fungi, Basidiomycota, Agaricomycetes, Agaricales, Hydnangiaceae.